This is a messenger RNA of Protopterus annectens (West African lungfish), 6632 nucleotides long. Its product is annotated as zinc finger protein 729-like. NCBI's taxonomy places the organism in Eukaryota, Metazoa, Chordata, Ceratodontiformes, Protopteridae. Gene Ontology annotation, biological process: regulation of DNA-templated transcription. The record is from RefSeq and is a predicted model, not a curated record. Gene Ontology annotation, molecular function: zinc ion binding.
UUGAAAAUGUAGUUAUUCUGGAUUAUGGGCAUCAGUUCUGCAGGCACUGUGAUAACAGAAUGUGAUAAAACCCUCCUGAAUGUAGACAGGAACUUCCUACGAAGAGUUACACGAAGUGACUGCUGGCCAAUAUGGUUCGAAGAUCCCAAAGACUGAAAGUCAGAGAAACAAAGCAGGAAACAGACUGCAGAGAAAAAUUAGAGACACAGACAUUGUUUGCUACAAAAGGGAGAACAGAGCAGUGUUGUGAGGAGCACAGACAAAGACUGGAGUUGUUCUGCCACGAGGAUGAGCGCUUUAUCUGUUUUCUGUGUGUUCCCAGACAUUCUAACCACCAUAUUGUGUUUCUGCAUGAGGCAGCCUGUGUAUUUAAGGUACCAGAAGCCUUUGAAGAUGUUGCUAUCACCUUUUCAGAAGAAGAGUGGAAGAUCUUGACAAAAGAAGAUAAAGAGCUUUACAGGGAAGUGAUGGUACAAAACUUUGAAACGUUGGUUUCAUUAGGUUACAAAAUACCCAAAAAGAAGUUAUUGCUGCUAUUCAAAGGAGAUGACAAACUGUCAAAGCCUGAUGUGGAGGGUGAAAAUACCACAGAACAGAAAGGCGGCCAUGACAGUAACCACCACAGUAUCAGAAGCACAGAAUGCAGCAUAAAUUCCUGUCAGCAACCAUCAUUUCAGACUCCCAAGUUCUGUCAUCUAACAGAGAACUUACAGCAGUGUGUUCAGUCUGAAACGGGCUACGACAAGACUUUUCUUAUUCCUGCAUCACAUCUUCAUUCAGGAAAUAACUGCAACAAGACCUCGGAAUGUGACAAUGGAACUCUGCAGUUACGUCACUCAGUUGAGAUCCUGCAAAAGUGUGCUGAGCCUCUGAAAGGCUACGACAAGACUUGUGUCACAUCUGUACCACAGCUUCACUCAGGACAAAACUCCACGAGUUCUAAAUGUCACACAAGUCAGGGAGGUCACGCAAAGAAGAGACCAUAUAAAUGUGCUGACUGCAGUAAUUGUUUCAAAUAUCCUAGUGCUCUUAGGCUUCACUAUACUAUACACACAGGAGAGAAACCUUAUAAAUGUGCUAAAUGCAAUAAGAGUUUUAGAUUAAAAACAGGACUAAAGUACCAUGAAUAUUCUCACACGGGGAAAAAACCCUAUAAAUGUGCUAAAUGCAACAAGUCUUAUCCAGAUAAGAAAGGCUUAAAAUCCCAUCAGCGCAUUCACACAGGAGACAGACCAUAUAAAUGUACUGAAUGCAGUAAGUGUUUCUCACAGCAAAGUAACCUUCGACGCCACAAGGCCAUUCACACGGGAGAGAAACCAUAUAAGUGUGCUGAAUGUGAUAAGUGUUUCACAUAUCAUAGUAAUCUUAGGCUUCACCGUACCAUUCACACGGGUGAGAAACCAUAUAAAUGUGCAGAAUGCGGUAAGUGUUUUAGAAAUAAGACUGGACUAAAAGCCCAUGACAUUUCUCAUACAGGGAAUAAACCAUAUAAAUGUGCCAAAUGCAAUAAGUGUUUUAAAAGUAAGAAAGCAGUAAAAUACCAUGACUAUACUCACACGGGGACUAAACCAUAUAAAUGUACUGAAUGUAGUAAGGGUUUCUCACAUCCUCGUAGUCUGAAACUGCACCAUUCGACUCACACUGGAGAGAAAUCAAAUAGUCCUGAAUCCCAUUUUUUUAUAGUUACAGGAGAGAAACCAUAUAAAUGUAUUCACUGCAGUAAGUGUUUUAGACAGAAGCGAGGCUUAAAAUACCAUCAAAUCUGUCAUAUGAGAGAGAAACCAUAUAAAUGUGCUGAAUGCAGCAAGUGUUUCAAACAUCCUCGUGCUCUUAGGCUUCACCGUACCAUUCACACUGGAGAGAAACCUUAUAAAUGUUCUGAAUGCAGUAAGUGUUUUAGAAAUAAGACUGGACUAAAAUCCCAUGAGAUUUCUCACACUGGGAAUAAACCAUACAAAUGUACCAAAUGCAAUAAGUGUUUUAGAAAUAAGACUGGACUAAAAUCCCAUGAGAAUUCUCACACAGGGAAUAAACCGUAUAAAUGUGUCAAAUGCAAUAAGUGUUUUGCAGAUAUGAAAGGCCUAAAAUCCCAUCAGAACAUUCACACAGGGAACAAACCAUAUAAAUGUACUGAAUGCAGUAAAUGUUUCUUACAGCAACAUAGCCUUCGACGUCACAAGGCCAUUCACACGGGAGAGAAACCAUAUAAAUGUGAUGAAUGUGGUAAGUGUUUCAUAUACCAUAGUGCUCUUCGGCUUCAUCAUACCAUUCAUUCGGGAGAGAAACCUUAAUGUGCUGAAUGCGACAAGUGUUUUAGAAAUAAGCAAGGACUAAAAUCCCAUGAGAAUUCUCACACUGGGAUUAAACCAUAUAAAUGUGCCAGAUGCAGUAAGUAUUUUAAAAGUAAGAAAGGGCUAAAAUACCAUGACAGUUCUCACACUGGGAAUAAACCAUACAAAUGUACUGAAUGCAGUAAGAGUUUUACGAAUACUCAUAGUCUGCAACUGCAUGUUGCCAUUCACACUGGAGGGAAACCAUAUAAAUGUACUGAAUGUAGUAAAAGCUUCAUCUAUCUCAUUAGUCUUCGACGCCAUAUGUUUUUUCAUACUGGAAAACCAUAUAAAUGUACCGAAUGUAGUAAGUCUUUUACACAGAAGCAAGGCCUAAAAUACCAUCAGAUCCGCCAUACGGGACAGAAACCAUAUAAAUGUAGCGAAUGCAAUAAGCGUUUUUCAUAUAAGAAAAGCCUAAAAUACCAUGAGAUGUCCCAUACGAUCAUGCAGGCUGUGGACAAGGGUCACAUUGAUCGCAUUGGCUCCCUGGAUCUAGCAAAAGCAUUUGACGCCAAACUGCAUGAUGGGAUUGUAACCUUAAACCUAGAUCCUUAUGUGAGUGAUAAGAGAGACUGCAUUAAUACUGUUAAAGGCCUUCUACGUCUAAAUGGAAAUCCGUUAUUGAAAAUGGUACUUGAAACAACACCUGAACAAACAGUUGUAAGUAUAAAAGUUAAAGAAUUUAAAAAACAUUUGGCAUCUUUAGAGAAGAAGAUGCAGACUUACAAACAGCUUCAGUGGCAGAGAUUAAGUUUUCAAGCAUAUCUUGAAUUAGGUAUAGUGCCUAGAGGGCUAAGAAUUUUAAAAAUGCCCUCUUAUGGUAAUACCUAUAAUGAACUUUUGAUGCAAUGGCAACAAUUGAAUUUAAAAUUAAGUGCUGACUAUAUGAAGUUGAUGAACACAUUUUUUGAGCCUGUUGAGAACAGGUUGAUUGAAGAAAUAGAACUUCUUGAGAAUACCAUCAUUAAUAUGCCUGGCUUUAGCGAUUCACUAGAGUUAUACCAAAACUUUUUGGCCCGUAUGCAAUCUAUGGACAGGAAGCCACAACAAAGGAAAAAGAAUAAAUUACAAAGGGACAUUAAUGACUUUAAGCAAAAUCGAAUCUUCUCUUGGCCCAGAGAAGAACUUAAACAAUUUGUCCCAAAUAGAAAACUAUCGGUGGCAAAAAACAAUCGUAAUAAUUUUAGUAACAGGCUGGGUUCAUUAGAUCAGCUUGAUGUGUUUGAUCAACCAACGAAUAAUGUGAGCACUGGUGCUAUACCUAAUACUGUACCAACGAAAUCCGCUUCAAAACCUGUUGCUGUGGAAAAAGUGAAUGUAGCUUUAAAUGAUAAUGAGAACGUGCUACAGGAGGCACCGUCUGGUAGUGACGUUGCUGAGGCAGCCAGAGAAGGUUGCUAUACAAGUAAAAUUGCUGGACUCCCAUUUAACCUAUCAGCAACAACAGCAACAAACGCUGUCGAUGAAGAGGAAAGUGAGCAGUCCUUUGUUACACAACAAGACCGCGAAACGCUAGUCUGUUUUAUUAAUGCUGGUGAGAACUUUAUCUCUGUAGGUUUUAAUGAUGGGACUUUGUGCAAAAAUGUGAGUUGUUCUAUUGGAGACAUUGAUACGGAACAACAGUUUGCAAUUAUUGAACAACCCCGCUUUUCGAGCAAUGGACUUAAUAAAAGUACUGUUAAUAUUUCAAAACUAGUUUUAACAGAACUCCAGCUCUCUUUGCUCAUGAAGUUGAAAUUCAUCCCUAAUGCUAGGGAUGAUAUAGUUAAGGCAAUUAUUGAUUUAAAAAUUUUAUGCAAUAUAAGUCUCAAAAUGAUUUUUAAAGAUAAUAUGCUGAAUACAUCUUUAUUUAAAAGAUCGAGUACAUUUAUGCCAGUAUUAUGUCCCAUUUUGAAUGCAUUUUCAAACAUUGUUGAAUGUGAACUACGGAAGUAUUAUAAGAGCAAUUUAGUGCGUAAGAAUGUUUAUAAUAUAUCACGUUCUGAAUUUAUGGCCUUAAGACAGUUGCAAAUGUGUACUAGUAUAAUAAUUAAGCAAGCUGAUAAAGGGGGAGCAGUGGUGGUGAUGGAUAGAGAUGAUUAUUUUUUGAGGUUUAAAGAUCUUUUAUAUGAUUUCACCACUUUUAAAAAGAUUUCUUUUGUUGAAGCACAAAGAUUAAUUAGUGAAGUGAAUAUGGUCAUUUAUGACCUACAAAUAAAUGAUGAUAUAAUAAUGCAGGAAAUAUCCUGCAGAGAAAAAUUACAGAUGUUAACGUUGUGUACUACAAAUGGGAAAUCGGAGCCGUGUUGUGUAGAGCACAGACAGAGGCUGGAGUUCUUCUGCCAAGAGGACAAAACUUUUAUCUGUGUUUUGUGUGUUCCCAGGCAUCCCAACCACAGUAUUGUGUUUUCACAUGAGACAGCCAGUGUAUUUAAGGUACCAGAAGCCUUUGAAGAUGUUGCUAUCACUUUUUCAGAAGAAGAGUGGAAGAUCUUGACAAAAGAAGAUAAAGAGCUUUACAGGGAAGUGAUGGUACAAAACUUUGAAACGUUGGUUUCAUUAGGUUACAAAAUACCCAAAAAUAAGUUAUUGUUCCUAUUUAAAGCAGAUGACAAACUGUCAAAGGCUGAUGUGGAGGGUAAAAAUACCACGGUACAGAAAGGCGACAUUGACAAUAACCACCACAGUCUUGGAAGCACAGACUGCAACAUAAAUUGCUGUCUGCAACCAUCAUUUUGGACACCCAAGUUCUGUCGUCCACCAGAGAGCUUACAACAAUGUGCUCAGCCUGUGAAAGACUAUGGCAAGACUUUUCUAUUUCCUACACCACAUCUUCAUUCAGGAUGCAACUACAACAUGACCUCUGAAUGUGACAGUGAAACUCUGCAGCAAUGUCACCCAGAUGAGAUACUGCACCAGUGUGCUGAGCCCCUGAAUGGAUAUGGUAAGACUUGUGUCACUUCUGUACCACAGUUUCACUCCGGGCAGAACUCCACCAUGACUUCUGAAUGUGACUCAUGUCUGAGGAGUCACAAAGAGAAGGAACCAUGUACAUGUGCUGAAUGCAGUAAGUGUUUCAGAUGUCCUAGUGAACUUGGGCUUCACCAUACCAUUCACUCAGGAGAGAAACCUCAUAAAUGUGCUGAAUGCAGUAAGUGUUUCAGAUAUCCUAGUGAGCUUAGGCUUCACCAAACAAUUCACACGGGAGAGAAACCUUAUAAAUGUGCUGAAUGCGGCAAGUGUUUCAGAGAGAAGAAGGUACUAAAAUACCACGAGUAUUCUCACACAGGGAAAAAAAUGUAUAAAUGUGCUGACUGCAGUAAGUGUUUCAAACGUUCUAAUGAGCUUAGGCUUCACCACACCAUUCACACGGGAGAAAAACCCUAUAAAUGUGCCAAAUGUAGUAAAUGUUUUAGAUUAAAGAAAGGACUAAAAGACCAUGAGUAUUCUCACACAGGUAAAAAAAUGUAUAAAUGUGCUGAAUGCAGCAAGUAUUUCAAACAUCGUCGUGCUCUUAAGCAGCAUUGUACCAUUCACACGGGAGAGAAACCUUAUAAAUGUGCUGAAUGCAGUAAGUGUUUUAGAAAUAAGACUGGACUAAUAUCCCAUGAGCUUUCUCACACGGGGAAUAAACCAUAUAAAUGUGCGGAAUGCAGUAAGUGUUUUAAAAGUAAAACUGGACUAAAAUGCCAUGAAAAUGCUCAUACAGGAAAUAAACCAUAUAAAUGCAUCAAAUGCAGUAAGUCUUUUCCGGAUAUGAAACGCCUAAAAGCCCAUCAGAAAAUUCACACAGGGAACAAACCAUAUAAAUGUGCUGAAUGCAAUAAGUGUUUCUUAAAGCAAGAUGGCCUUCAACGUCACAAGGCCAUUCACACGGGAGAGAAACCAUAUAAAUGUGUUGAAUGUGAUAAGUGUUUCAUAUAUCCUAGUGCACUUAGGCUUCACAAUACCAUUCACACAGGAGAGAAACCUUAUAAAUGUGCUGAAUGCAGUAAGUGUUUCAGAGAGAAGAGGGUACUAAAAUACCACGAGUAUUCUCACACGGGGAAAAAAACCUUUAAAUGUGCUGAAUGUAGUAAGUGUUUUAAAAGUAAGAUUGGACUAAAGUCCCAUGAGAAUUCUCACACAGGGACAAGAAGGGUCACUGUUAGAAGAGUAGAGAAGAGGGAACAGAUCAACAAAAAUAUUUAGAAAGGUGAUAAAAGCAAUGCACAAUAUUAUAAUGGGUCAGGAUCUGUCAUGCAUUAUCGUAAAUAAGCUGAAAAUAUCAGCACAGGUGGAAAAAACUUCUUAGAAGAUAUGCAGAUAAAUAUAGUAAAA